This is a messenger RNA of Nomascus leucogenys (northern white-cheeked gibbon), 984 nucleotides long. Its product is annotated as olfactory receptor family 13 subfamily A member 1. Gene Ontology annotation, cellular component: membrane. Gene Ontology annotation, biological process: G protein-coupled receptor signaling pathway. Gene Ontology annotation, molecular function: olfactory receptor activity; G protein-coupled receptor activity. The record is from RefSeq and is a predicted model, not a curated record. NCBI's taxonomy places the organism in Eukaryota, Metazoa, Chordata, Mammalia, Primates, Hylobatidae.
AUGAAGCUGUGGAUGGAGAGUCACCUGAUAGUCCCAGAAACCCCUCCCAGCCCAAGGAUGAUGAGUAACCAGACAUUGGUAACCGAGUUCAUCCUCCAGGGCUUUUCGGAGCACCCAGAAUACCGAGUGCUCUUAUUCAGCUGUUUCCUCUUCCUCUACUCUGGGGCCCUCACAGGUAAUGUCCUCAUCAUCUUGGCCAUCACCUUCAACCCUGGGCUCCACAAUCCUAUGUACUUUUUCUUGUUCAGCUUGGCUACUAUGGACAUUAUCUGCACCUCUUCCAUCAUGCCCAAGGCGCUGGUGGGUCUGGUGUCGGAGGAGACAGCCAUCUCCUACUGGGGCUGCAUGGCCCAGCUCUAUUUCCUCACGUGGGCUGCAUCCUCAGAGCUGCUGCUCCUCACUGUCAUGGCCUAUGACCGGUAUGCAGCCAUCUGCCACCUGCUGCAUUACAGCAGCAUGAUGAGCCAGGUGUUCUGCAGCGGGCUGGCCACAGCCGUGUGGCUGCUCUGCGCUGUCAACACGGCCAUCCACACAGGGCUAAUGCUGCGCUUGGAUUUCUGUGGCCCCAAUGUCAUUAUCCAUUUCUUCUGCGAGGUCCCUCCGCUGCUGCUUCUCUCCUGCAGCUCCACCUACGUCAACAGCGUCAUGAUUGUCCUGGCGGAUGCUUUCUACGGCAUAGUGAACUUCCUGAUGACCAUCGCGUCCUAUGGCUUCAUCAUCUCCAGCAUCCUGAAGGUGAAGACUGCCGGGGGGAGGCAGAAAGACUUCUCCACCUGCUCUUCCCACCUCACCGUGGUGUGCAUGUAUUACAGCACUAUCUUAGCCUACAUAAGCCCGGUCUCCGGCUACAGCACGGGGAAGAGCAAGUUGGCUGGCCUGCUGUACACCGUGCUGAGUCCUACCCUCAACCCCCUCAUCUAUACUUUGAGAAACAAGGAGGUCAAAGCAGCCCUCAGGAAGCUUUUCCCUUUCUUCAGAAAUUAA